AUAUCUCAGUCAACUAAAAUCACCACCAUCAUAUCAAACUAUAGCCGACCUAACCAUCACUCAGCUCUUUACGAGCGUGAGUACAUCACAACGCGACAACAUCGUUAUCUUCGUCGUAGUGUUGUUUUUGACAGAGACACUCAGUCAGGUUCAAGUAAUCACUUAGCUUUGGGUGAAGUAUGUAUGGUUUUACGUCAAGGAACAAAUAGGCGGCGACGUGCUGUUAUUAUCGAUAAAAGACCAACGGAAACAGGAACAGAGGAUGAGUACUAUGUACAUUAUGAGGGUGCAGAUCGACGCCUAGAUGAGUGGGCACGACGAAGUCAGAUUGAGAAAGUCGCUGUACAGAACUAUACUUCACUUGAUGAUGGUCAGAUAAAAACGAAGAGGAUGCGCAAGAGAAAACAUUUUGAACAUAGUGAAUCUCCGAAUGGACAUUCCGUUUUAGAAGAAGAAAGGAACGCACUUGAGAAAGAACACGAAGAAGUAACCAGAGUGAAACAUAUUGAACGCAUCAGAUAUGGCAAUUAUGAAAUUGACACAUGGUACUUCUCGCCCUAUCCAGAUGAAUAUGGAAAAGCGCGAAGUCUGUACGUUUGUCAGUAUUGUAUGCGUUAUAUGAAGUUUGAGCGGAGCUAUCGUACUCAUUUGCUUGAAUGCGGAAGAAAGGAACCACCUGGUGUUGAAAUUUAUAAAGAGAAAUCAUUAUCUGUUUAUGAAGUGUGUGGUAGCAGUGAUAAGGUAUACUGUCAGUGUUUAUGUCUCUUGGCUAAAUUGUUUCUCGAUCAUAAGACGCUAUAUUUUGAUGUUGAACCGUUUUUGUUCUACGUGCUUUGCGAAGUUGAUAGCCGAGGUGCUCAAAUGGUAGGAUAUUUUUCGAAAGAAUUGGGGAAUCCAGAUCAAAACAACCUUGCUUGCAUUUGUAUACUCCCUCCGUUUCAGCGUAGUGGAUAUGGAAAAUUUCUUAUUCAACUGAGUUAUGAGCUUUCAAAACGAGAGGGCUUAAUUGGUUCUCCUGAAAAGCCAUUAAGUGAUCUGGGUAAAUUAAGUUACCGGUCCUAUUGGUCGUGGGCAGUACUUGAAGUUUUGAGAACAUGUUCGAAAAUUUCAAUAGCAGAUCUUAGUCGAAGAACGUCUAUUCAUGUCAAUGAUAUAGUUGAGACACUUCACUUUCUCAAAUUAACGCGUUAUUGGAAAGGUGACCAAGUUUUGUACGUAAGGCAUCGAUUUUUGAUGCACUGUUGGAAAAGCGGGGUUGCCAAAAAACCUCGGCUACUGUUGAGACCACGGCUUUUGCAGUGGCAGCCUCGAUAG
Thelazia callipaeda (thelaziosis nematode) is the source of this 1314-nucleotide messenger RNA. Lineage: Eukaryota; Metazoa; Nematoda; Chromadorea; Rhabditida; Thelaziidae. The record is from the annotation of a GenBank genome assembly.